Molecule: messenger RNA, 702 nt
Organism: Brienomyrus brachyistius
Lineage: Eukaryota; Metazoa; Chordata; Actinopteri; Osteoglossiformes; Mormyridae
Product: C-C motif chemokine 5-like
Exons: 3
Coding region: 150-500 (116 amino acids)
Biological process (GO): immune response; cellular response to interleukin-1; cellular response to type II interferon
Cellular component (GO): extracellular region
Molecular function (GO): CCR chemokine receptor binding; chemokine activity
Source: RefSeq, a predicted model, not a curated record
UCUGCCUCUAUAUAAGACAGAGCAGAGGCGCCUCUCAGACCAGGUUCAGCUCCUCUCUGUCCUCCAGCACACGGCUGCUCCUCUCCCUCUCUGUCCAUCUCUUUCCUCCUGCCUCUGCAUCCAUCCAGCUGGGAUCCAGUGAGGGAACCAUGAAGACUCUGUCUGCUGUUCUGUUCCUGGUGCUGCUCUGCUCUGUGCAGCUCGUCUACAGCAAUACACCAGGUCUUUCUGUUCCCUGUUGCAUGGAUUAUUACCACAAAAGAAUCCCACUGAGUCAGAUUGUCUCCGUCUCCGAGACCAGCAGCAGCUGUCCCAAAAGAGCAUUAGUGUUUGUUACCAACAGAAACCGGUCUUUCUGUGUAAAUCCAGAGAAGGCCUGGGUCAGUAACCAUGUCAGAAAAUUGGACAACAGCAAGAACACUGAGGAACAACAACAUCCACAAAAACAGCUGAGACCAUCAAUCACAGCACCAACCUCCAGUCUAACACUGAAGGACUGACCAGAAGAGGAGAUGAAACCCGAUGUCAGAUUUUUAACAUCAGCUGAUAUUUUAUUUUGUCUAUUUUUUCAUGUUUUUGUUGGAUAUAUUUAUGCUAUCUUCAUUUGCUUGGGUAAUAUACAGAUGUAUUUAUAUUUGUCUGUGUGCAUGGAAUUCAUGUUUUCGGUUUAUCCCCAACUAUGAAUAAAUAUUUUUGCAUAAA